Didymella exigua CBS 183.55 is the source of this 726-nucleotide messenger RNA. RefSeq lists its product as uncharacterized. The coding region runs from base 1 to 726 and encodes 241 amino acids. Lineage: Eukaryota; Fungi; Ascomycota; Dothideomycetes; Pleosporales; Didymellaceae. The record is from RefSeq and is a predicted model, not a curated record. The transcript has a single exon.
AUGUGCACAACCCCCACCCACCCGCCUUCCCACACCAGCCAUCACCGCCGCACGAUCUCCAUACGCACUUUCGACACCGCACUCAAGACGACCACCACGCUACCCCCCUCUCCGCAACCCUCAACAGCCUCGUCGCAGUCCUCCUUCAGCACAGCCCACAGCACGCUCGACACGGGGGCGCAAUUCCGGUACUACCUGCCACACAUCAGCACUGACGACGAGGCGGUGUACACGCUUAGCAAUUCGCACGUGUGCAACCUGUCGCCCGUUUCGCGGUUCAGAUCGCGCCCGCCGGUGCACUUUGGGCAUUUCUACCACUAUGUUCCGGAUCUGUGGGGGGAGGACGUGUACACCGAUGGUCGGGGUGUAGUGGAUGAGGCUCUGCGCGGUCGGGAGCAGCAGUUCGCCAGGUCUGAGUCAGCGCUCGCUGAGUUCAAGGAUGUGGAGUACGACGAUGGCCCGGGUGGAGUCUCGUCGCCGAUUUCGUACAUUGGGCCGAAGGACUUUGCGUACCGGCCGGAGAUGUGUGUUGAGGCUGUUGAUGUUGAUGUAGGCAAUCACGCGGUCGGUGUGUGUUUUGGGUCUGUUGCGGUUGUUGAUGCUGGAGGAAGGAAAGGAAAGUCAAGCAAGGAUAGGCAUAGGCGGAGUAUAAGUUUGGCGGGUAUGUCCGGGAAGAUCAAGGAGAUGCUGCGGAGGCUACAUUUGGAGAGGAAAGUUGAUGAGUAA